Messenger RNA from Sceloporus undulatus (fence lizard), 971 nucleotides. It is a transcript of the gene BRK1, whose product is annotated as BRICK1 subunit of SCAR/WAVE actin nucleating complex. The transcript is spliced from 3 exons. Gene Ontology annotation, biological process: regulation of actin polymerization or depolymerization; cell motility; actin filament organization. Gene Ontology annotation, molecular function: protein-containing complex binding. Gene Ontology annotation, cellular component: SCAR complex. NCBI's taxonomy places the organism in Eukaryota, Metazoa, Chordata, Lepidosauria, Squamata, Phrynosomatidae. The coding region runs from base 107 to 334 and encodes 75 amino acids. The record is from RefSeq and is a predicted model, not a curated record.
UCCGGGGCGGGGGAAGGAAGAGGAGCGAGUCAGUGAGUGGUCUUGUGGUCCGCGCAGGCGCAGUUGGUUUCCUUGGUGUGCAAAGGGGGCUGCUGUAGCGGCGGCGAUGUCGGUGCAGGAGGACCCUGUCCAGCGCGAGAUCCACCAGGACUGGGCCAACCGCGAGUACAUCGAGGUCAUCACCAGCUCCAUCAAGAAGAUCGCGGACUUCCUCAACUCCUUCGACAUGUCCUGCCGCUCCCGCCUGGCCACCCUCAACGAGAAGCUGACGGCCCUCGAGAGGAGGAUCGAGUACAUCGAGGCCCGGGUAACAAAAGGUGAAACGCUGACAUAGGUGUGAUGGAGGCUGGCAAGGAGCCAUCCUGGAAAAUAAUGUGCAGCUCUUCACAAAGCUGAUGCUCAGACAUCAAAUUUCUUCAUUACUUAAUAUGGAUGGGAGUUAUGCUUGUUUCUGCCCCUUGGGAAGCUGCAUUUGGAGCCUGUGACUUUGUGUGGGUGAUUCCUGCUGAAAUUGCAGCAUGUUUAAUUAUGUGAUUUUUAUACAAGCUGAUUCAUGCAACUCAUGUCAUGCCCCCCUCUCCCCCGUGCUUGUGAAGCUGUCUUGCUUUGCGGCAACAGAAUUCUUGUGAAACCAAAUCUUAGUUUCUGGGAACACAAUUUUGUUAUUAUUGUUGUUUUGAAGGAUCUAAACAGAUUAAGGUGUUAGGGAAUAUGCCUAGUGGGCAUCUCUAGCCAUUUCAGAUAUACAUAAUAAACAUCCUGCAUAUAGCUUUUAUUGCUGGAAGACGUCACUCAUUUUGCUGCAGUUGCCCAGUAAAAUAAAUGUGCAGUAUAUAUGGGGGGCGGGGUGGGGAGAAAAUCAUGUGCCAAGGAAGGGGUUGACUUGGUUUUUUAAGUAUUUUUUAUUCUGUAAUGCAACUUGGGGUGUCUUUUCCAUUUGUGUUUCAACAAUAAAAACCACCUCUGCUGAA